This is a messenger RNA of Podospora pseudocomata, 2162 nucleotides long. RefSeq lists its product as uncharacterized. The record is from RefSeq and is a predicted model, not a curated record. The coding region runs from base 1275 to 2162 and encodes 295 amino acids. Lineage: Eukaryota; Fungi; Ascomycota; Sordariomycetes; Sordariales; Podosporaceae. The transcript has 2 exons.
GAUAUCACAAUAAACCGACAACUCCCCCACCAUCACCGGGUUCUUCCAAACACCGCCCUCCUCCACAGCAUCCGGAACCUUCGCCUGCCACUUCUGAUCGUUCAGCCGCUGCGCCCACGCCCAGUCAAAAGUGUAGCCCGCGCGCUCACCCCCAGCAGCAGCGAUCCCACCAAGCGAAGGCGUCAGAUCAGCGCGAGCGAAGCCAUAAGUCCCAAUAAUGCUGAGUAUUCACAAGUCAGCAAACGGCCAGAUUCCCCCCGCCCCCAACUCAACCCACUCAACAUACCAUACGACUCCGCAUUCCUCAAAGCCGACUGCGUAUCCAGCCUCAUGGCAUUCUGCCAACCCGCCGUGUGCUCAUUGUCAGGAUGGGGAUAAUCAAUGCUAAGAUACCUAAACGCAUGCAUCCACUCGUGAAGCAGGGCAAAGACGGGCAGGACGGCAUCCCUGUUGAUUUUGAUAUAUCUGGCCAGUAGUUAGAAAGAUGGGAAGGAUGGAAGGAUGGUUGGUAAGAUUAGAAAAAAAACAUACCACAUAUUGCACGGGUCUCGUGUAUCCUCGUAACGGUCCUGGUCGUCGCGGUCUAAUAGUGUUAAUAGAGCCAUAUGUAUUAGAAAGACCAAAGUGAAAAGGAGGAUGGAUACGUCCGUACAGAUGUGCACUUUGGCUUGGUUGCGGUUGGUGAUGUUCUCCUAUUCAUUGCCCAAACUGUUUAGGUUUUCUAUAACGAUGGCGCUUGCUGCCAUUUUCGUUUCGCCAUAGACGGCCUCGAAAGCUGCGGGUAGUGGUACCCCUCCUGGUCGGAGACCUCGGUCUUGAAAAUAGCCCAGAAUACGGUGUGGAAGUCAGUGUCGGUGGGAUCGGCCAGUCGCUCAGCUGCACUGCGGGCCAUGUAGAAGGCCUCUUGGGGGUACUUUGUGAAGUCUGGAUCCGGAUCAUAGCAUUCUGAAGAUAUCCAGUAAAGGUACUCGUUGGGGGGUAGCGCGGUUGCGAGACAGGCAAGACCCAAGGCCCAGAGGAAGAGGAAGGCCCAAAUUGCUGUCUCUUGACGGCGAGUGAUGCGGAGAGAUGAUGAUGCUGUGGGAAGAAAUAUCUGGUGUAUUUAUACUGAGACUAACUCGGAUGACGACGACUGUCCCGACGACAAGCCCAAAUGCCCUGAGCCCGACUGCGAAGGCAAUUACCUCGGCCUUUGCACCAAGGAGCCCAUCAUCAACUGCCCUUGAGACGUGUGCCUCAAAGUCGAAGACGUCUUUUGCGAAGAUGAGGCUUGUAUGGGAGUGGGCGAGGAUAAAAAUCUCCAGGGAACGUGCCUCGUAGACAACAGUCUCGAAAACUGCCCAUGCACCUGGCCUCCCUGCCCAGUCUCAAAAGUGGACAUGAAGGAUGGAAGCAAAGAAGAACGGCCGCACCCCUUGUUAUGCGAUACCUGCGACGGUUCCCUCGGUUUUCUCGAACCCGAGCCCAACAUUUCCAACACCACCGACAUAGAAGUUCAAGCCCCGGCAUUGGCCACGUCAGGCGAUCAUGACUUUUACUUCGAUCUCGACACAACUGCCCAGCUCGCCAACGCCUCCUGUCCUCUCAAGUCACCGGGCGCACGGAGGACUGGUCCAGACGCUCCGGGUGAUAACUACUACACUCCCGGUUCCGUGGAAUCAGCCAUUGAGCACUUUUGUAAUGAAUACGCAAACAAGGACGACAUAGUGCGCAUAUCCGAUCUCUUCUUAGUGGCCACCCCCCAGGACGACUAUCCAGAACACCGAGUCCCAACCUGGAUCAGCGCGCGGAACUGGACAGACCACCCAAAUAGGCAUGAGUGCGACAAGGCAAGCCUGAUGGCCAACCACACUCUCCAAGCCAGCGAGUGUAAUCUGGCCUUGAAGCAGGCCAACUUUGCGUGCUCUGGUGACAACGCGGACCUCUCCCGUGGAGGAAGCCAGCCAGGGUACUGCCUUGCCUACGAGAUCGUCACUUCGGAGACUUAUAACCGGGACUACAGGCUGUUGGAGGCGGAGAAUACUGGUGGUUUCUUGGAGGCGUGGUCGGGCGGGAGCAACGCCAAGCGGAAUGGAACUGCUCGAGUCUUCAAAGGGAAACAGGACGUCGUCGUCGGCUGUGGGCAAGCAGAAGCCACAGGAGACAAAGGAGCCCAAGGGUGA